Mucor mucedo is the source of this 981-nucleotide messenger RNA. RefSeq lists its product as uncharacterized. The record is from RefSeq and is a predicted model, not a curated record. The coding region runs from base 240 to 965 and encodes 241 amino acids. The transcript has 6 exons. Gene Ontology annotation, molecular function: protein binding. NCBI's taxonomy places the organism in Eukaryota, Fungi, Mucoromycota, Mucoromycetes, Mucorales, Mucoraceae.
AAAAAAAAAAAAAAAAAAAAAAAAAACGUAGAAACCUUUAAAAUGAUCACAAACCACAUAGUGUUAGUAACAUGUUUUAAAUAAUAUGAACUGACACGUUUGUACAUCUUGAAUGUUUCUCCUUGCUGAACCCCCCAGUGUUAAGGUUGACAUAAAAGCGAAAGGAUUAUUUGUUUGUUUGUUCAGCACGAAUUUUUUUUUACCAUCCUUCUCCUAAACUCAUUCAUAUAUAAUAAAAAAUGGACGAUAGCCACUACAAUUUAUCCAGUCCAACUAUUCUUGUUACCUCGGCCCUCACUGCUGCUUCUUGGUUAAUUCUCUUUAUUGGUGCUUGUGUUGCCCAAUUUCAUGGUGUGCCAUGGUGGAUUAUCAUCUUUGAGCUUGUCUUUGUCGUUGGCACAAUUGUCUUGCUCGGUCUCAACAAGUUUUACCACUUCAAGUACAUGAUCUAUCUUCUCAUGUCUGUCAGUCUUGUCUAUUUAACUUGGCUCGUUCAAUACACUUUAGAUAAUGAUGGUGACCCAGGAGCCAGAGCUGCUGCUGCCGGUUCUUGUAUGUUGAUUAUUGUUCAGUUUAUCUGGGCCAUUUGCUUAACAUCUCCCGCUGGUUCUUGGUUCAGUAGAAAUGGUGCUCAAAACUUCAAGAAUAGUUCUGUUGGUGUCACUGGUGCUAAUUUGACUCGCAAGUUCUCUAAUACUGUUCGUAAUACUACUACUAAUAACAGAAAGACUCCCAAUUCUCCUUUACCUCCUCGUCGUGAUGAAGAAUUUGGGUCUCCCAAUGGUAAUACGGAUUUUGAACAAGCUGUUGCUUUGCAUGACUAUCAAGGCAGUGCUGAAGACCCUAACGAACUCUCAUUCUCAAAGAAUGAGCGUCUUGAGAUCUUGGAUAAGCGCGGUAAUUGGUGGCAAGCACGUAAACAAGAUGGUUCCACUGGUAUUGUUCCCAGCAACUACUUCCAAUAACUUGUAAUCAAAGACC